Spodoptera frugiperda (fall armyworm) is the source of this 2926-nucleotide messenger RNA. RefSeq lists its product as uncharacterized. NCBI's taxonomy places the organism in Eukaryota, Metazoa, Arthropoda, Insecta, Lepidoptera, Noctuidae. The record is from RefSeq and is a predicted model, not a curated record. Bases 273 to 1955 code for a protein of 560 amino acids. The transcript is spliced from 12 exons. Gene Ontology annotation, molecular function: zinc ion binding.
AGUCCUGUCAUAAACGCGAGUGAAGUUGGUUGCGUUAAAUAUUAUCUUAUUAGUCUGUGGUUAUGGGAUUCACCGCUAAGUGUUCACAAAAAAUGUUUUUAUUUCAAAUCAGUAGAUAAGGUGAAAUAAAAAAUUACCUAACAUUCAACAGUUGAUAUCCAGCUACCGCCGUGAAAGUGCGAUAUAAUAGUUAAUACGGUAUAAACUGUGAAUUAGGUUACAUUGCAAUUGAAUCAGUGCGUAUGUAAAGCGAAAUAGUUAUAAAAUAAAAGAUGAAUCCUGAUACAGAAGGCGAGACCAAACUGUGUGAGAAUUGUAAGCGGGAGAUCCCGACGGUAAACUUCACGAUCCACAGCGUGCACUGCGCGCGCAACAUCCGAGUAUGUCCCGUCUGCAAGGAGGCUGUGCUCUAUGCCGAACUCAAGGAACACCAUGAUAAGAUGCAUAAACUACAACCGUGUAAGAAAUGCGGCGAGAGUGUCUGCGGCACCGACCUGGAGGAUCACAUCCGCGACUCCUGCGCGCAUACCAUCAAAACAUGCAGGUUCUGUGAGCUAGAGCUGCCCCGCCGCGACCUGCCGGCGCACGAGAGCUACUGCGGAGUGCGCACGGAGCAGUGCCCCGACUGCAAGGAGUGGGUCAUGAUCAAGUACCGCCAGCUGCAUUUAGACUCCAACCACGGAUUCAUCCGACUGGACGAUGAUCCGUCUCCAGUAUCACCAAAGAAAGAGCUACCAAAGAGCCCCGCGCGGCCGGCCGUCCCGAAGCUGGUGCGGGCCAACAUUGCCACCGCCACGCCGUCCACCAGCAACGGCUGCGCUCGUCCGUUCACCGACAGCUACAGACCCAACGGGUUGAAGAACAUUAACCUGACUCGAACUGAGACCAGACAAUUCAGCACUAAUGGUGCAAGACCAGGUCCGUCACCAUCGCCGACUGCGAGUACCUCCAGCAAUUGGAGAGGAAACACCUCCCCGACCAACGGCGCCAAGGUAGCUGCCAAGCGGACCAAUGACAAACCACAGAUUAACACAAAUGUUGAAGAAACGAAUAAAGUUGAUAAAGAUUUGGGCGUGUCUCGCGGCGCGGUGAAGAAGCGGCCGGCGCCGAAGCCCCCGUGCCGGCGCGCGGCCGAGCUGCCGCCGUCCGCCAUCCGCGACCUGCCCUACUACAGCGCCAUGCAGCGCCAGCAGGACGAGGAGAGGCAGCGCCAGGACCAGACUGCUUAUAACUUGAGUGUCGGUCUUCCUCCCGUCUUAAGCCCGGCAGCAAAACUGGACAGAUUACGCAAGAUGGACAUGCUCCAAAACCCAGAGGAACAUCUGGAAAGGAACCGUCAGGGUCGAGUUGUGAGGAAUUCAGAAAACGACGGCGCAAGCUCAGGGGCGAGCGAGGAACCGAGGCGGCGGAACGACUUCAGGAACCUGACUCCUAUGACUCCUCAGGAGUUUAUGGAGAGGUUCAGUGAGAUGCAGCUGAGGAAGGAUGAGGAGACGCGACGGAACAGCGCCGCGGGAGACGGCAGGAAGAACGGGGAUCGGUUCAGUGAGAUCAAGUCGUCUUUGAGGGAGCUGCGCAGGGGAUUGAAUGAGGUGACCGCUCCGUACCAUUCGAACCCGAAUAUCAGCGUCAACGCGAACAACAACAACAAUAACAAUGGCAACGGGCGCGCGUCCCCCGCGGGCGACGACGUGCGCCUGCCGUGCGAGUUCUGCGCCUGUCUCAUACCCGCGCACAACCUGGUGCAGCACCAGACUGGCUGCCGACCUGACCUGGCACAGUUGCGGCCUCGCAGCCCUUCCCCAGUGGGGGCGGUGGCUCUGGAGCCUUCACAGGAGCCCUACGAAGAACCCGUCAUCCCCUGCGAAUUCUGCUACGAGUCCCUGCCGGUCUACCUCAUCAGCGAACAUCAGGAACGCUGCGGCAGGGAGGCCAAUUUACUGUACCCCGACUGAACUAGUCUUCCUAAGUAUUUACCAAUUUUAUAUUGUAGCUAUACUUACUCAUUUAGUUCGUUCUUAGGACAGUUUUAUUAAAUUGUCCACUCGUUUUCCCUCACUAUAUAUCGUAUGUUUUGUCAACAUCUAAAAUCUAAUUUUAUGUGGUCUUUGUAUGAGAAAAUCCAGUUAGUUUCACUAGUCAGAAUAAAUAAUACUCCGAAUUGAUUUCGAGAGAAAAACUAUGUUAAAAUACAAAAAUGUAUAAUAGUACUUGCGCAAACUGUUAAACUUGUUGCGCAAAACAAUACAAGCUGGGUUCUCUCAUGUAUUGACGAUAUUUGAUCUCUGUAACCAUUCAAUGUGAAACGAAUUGAGGUAAUUAGAGUAGGACAAUAGGAACAAAGUAAUUGGACGUCCCAAUGCAUGUGUAUGCGAAUAGAGAGACUUGUUGGAAGUGACUUAUAAUGUGUAAAGCUCUAAGAAUGAGGAUAGGUAUACGACCAGUGGAUCUAAACGUCUAAAAUAUUUUAUUAUAUCUUUCGUGAGACAUACUAAAUUAAUUAUUAUGUUAUUGGCUUACUCACGAAACUGUUUGACGAGGAACUCGACUAGUUUCAAGCCUGUAGAGGCUCAUAUUCAUUAGCAGCAUUCCGCGACACACGACGCAAACAGUUAUGUGAGUAAGCCGUUAACAUAAUAAUUAGUCUAAAUUAUUAGUAUUGCUAUGCCGGGCAUAAAUAUGAAAUAAAAAGAAAAGUGCAACUUUAAAACGAUUUAAUUUCUAUUGAGCUUAAUUUAAAACAAUAUUAUAAUAUUAAACAUUUGACAUUUGAAGUAGAUACAAUCGCAUUUCACUUGCUUUUAAGUUUAAUGUCGUCGGAUUAUUGCAAUCAAUUCGCGUCGAAAUUAUUAACAGCAAAUAAUCAAAAAAUAUACCAGAUAGAAAUAGUGAGCUUUUGCAUUUUGUAGAAUGUGUCAAAAUAAAU